AUGGUCUACUGCGGCAAGCCCUCCAAGGGCUGCUCUCACUGCAGAGAGCGCAAGAUCCGAUGCGAUCAGAAAGAACCGGGAUGCGGCCAGUGCAUCAAGCGCCGCAUAGAAUGUCCGGGCUACCGCAACAUGGUAGAUCUCAUGUUCCGCGACGAAAGCAACGAUGUCAUCAAAAAGGCCACCUCGGCCAAGCCGCGCAUCAAGAAACUGAAACAUGGCGUACGGGCCGCUCCGAAGCUAAACGCGGCGCCUCAAAUCGCGCCACCACGCCCGCCGUCGCCAUCGUCGGGGGCUCUAGUCGUCCGCAACAGUCCUCGGCCGUCGUCAAAGGCCCUGGGUUCCCUCAAGCGUCGCCCCAAGAACUCGCCCCUUCUGUCCGUCCUCCUGGCUGGCCCGUAUGACGACCAAGAUCGCUCUGACGAGGAUGCCUGGGUGACCCAUACCUAUCCGUACGAGUAUGAACGCAUUGUUCGGCGCGGCCGUAGCGACGACGACGACGACGACGACGAUGACUAUGACGACGACAACGACAACGACGAUUACUUUGAUUUCGACUUGGACGCUGCUGGCGGCGACACCCUGAUCCAUAUUCCCUAUGCACCAUCCAUCUCGCUCCAAGAGCGUGGCACCGCCUUCUUCUUCUCUCGUUAUGUUGCCACAGACCUUGGCUGCUAUCAGAACUACGACUUCAUCUACGACAUCUGGAAACCCCCUACCAUGAGCCGACCUCGCAGGUUCGAAGUGCCCCCUCAGGCUCCUCCUCUCAAGAAAGCAGAUGCCCUCAUCUCUGCCGGUAUGACGGCCGUUGGCUUGGUCGGUCUCUCCAAAAUCACGGGUGAUAGGGAGACAAUGCUGCGCGCCCAGCAGAGCUACGGCGCCGCUCUCCAGCUGGCCAACGCCGCCCUCCGAGACCCAAGAGAGGCUGUCGAGGACAGCACCAUGCUGGGCGUUCUCAUCCUCGGCACAUAUGAAUUCAUAUCUGGACGCACCCCUCAAACCCUCCACGCUUGGCAGGAACACAUCAAUGGUGCCGCUACGCUCGCCACCCUGAGAGGCCAAGACCAGUUUCACACAAAGGCCGGCGUCAGAAUGUUCACCAUGCUAUGCCACUCUGUGCUCAUCAGCUGCAUCCAGAGCGGCCUGCCCAUGCCAAAGGCCAUUGUGGACUUGCGGAACGAAUUGCGAAAUGUGGCGGACAGCAAGCUACCCGCAUGGCGUGUUAUUGAUCCCCUGUACAAGGCCCUUCAGAUCCGACACGACAUUAAGCAUAGGCGCAUCACCGGCGUGGAUGACAUCAUUGGUAGUCUCGUUGAAAUCGAAGACGAGUUUGAAAUGCUCAUUCGGGGGCUGCCGCCAUCUUGGCGUUACCAGGAAGUCAGCCUCACCAAGGCCAACCCGGCCAUCAUGGGCCGUACGUGUCACGUCUAUCCUGGCCUCACCCAAGCCACUUCCUGGAACGCAGUACGAACCAUGAGGAUACUUGUCCAGGAGACGAUAUUAGAGCAGCUGUGCUACAGUGCUGAGGAUCCGACGACUCUUCCGAUGCGCCAUCAGUUGCAUCUGGUCAAGGCAAUGAAAAUGCUACGCAAGCUCGGCGAGGCAGUCGUCGGCAGCGUCCCUCAGCACUUUGGCCUCGUCAGCUCCCGAGAUAUCAAGUAUAAUAAACAUAAAGGGGCAACUCUGCCUACCAUUACCGCCCAGAACCAGUCUUCGAACAUUGUCUCAGCACCUCUCUUGCCGCCGGCUCCCGGGAGAGAUGAAAGCAAAUCUCCCGUCCCUGCCUGGCAGCGCGAGAGUGUAACCCGGCGGCCGACGUUGCUGGAUCCAACGCAAUCAGAACUGGGCAACGGCCGAAGUGACUCGGAGAGGUUUUUGACCCUGGCCACGGCUAGCAACACCAUCAUCUGGCCACUGUACACACUUGGCCUGUCAUCGUCUUGCACCCACGAGACGAGCGCCUACAUCGUUGACAGACUCAUGUCAAUCUAUCGCGAGACCGGCUUGGAACAGGCCCGAGUUGUCGCAGGCAUGAUGCAGAACAAACAGGAGUCUUUGACUUGGGCUAGCAUCCCAACAACUCGUCUACCGUCUUUGUCUGAUGAUGCAUUGCCUCUCGUUGUAUAG
Messenger RNA from Trichoderma asperellum CBS 433.97, 2124 nucleotides. RefSeq lists its product as uncharacterized. Gene Ontology annotation, biological process: regulation of DNA-templated transcription. Gene Ontology annotation, molecular function: DNA-binding transcription factor activity, RNA polymerase II-specific; zinc ion binding. The record is from RefSeq and is a predicted model, not a curated record. Lineage: Eukaryota; Fungi; Ascomycota; Sordariomycetes; Hypocreales; Hypocreaceae.